UCUCCAUCUAUUUUCAGAAGGAGGUACUUUUCUACGAGUGUAGCGUUUUCGCAGCAAAACCAGUGAUGUUAAUCUUUUAGUUAUAAAUUUUGUAAAUUGAUUCCUUCCUAUAGUGAAAAAGUCACCGAAAUAUAAAACAAUUCUCGUGACAGUGCAACAUUUAAGAACUAUAUUGUGCAUAGCGUUAAAAUGCGUCUUGUUUCAUAGUCGAAACGGAUGGUGAGCGAUGGCGAGACUACGGUGAUGGAUUUUUGGUGUUAAAUUUUACUCCGUGUCAUCACUGCUUUGGUUUUUGAUUACCCAUAGGAGGGACGAUUACCGUUUUGAUUCGAUGUUUUUCGUGUUGUAAUGAGUAAAUCUCUGAAAUAUCUUUGACGGUUUUUGUCGAGAAUUAUAUUGUCAUUGACGGACCGGCUGAUAUUACACGAGGCUUGUAUGUAUAUGUGACUUCUGCCUUCUGCUAUUCGUGACACGCCUCACAAAAUAAGUCUAAAUUUUCGAACCGAAUUAUUAUUUUCUGUAUUUGUGUUAUUUUAGUGUUAUAGACGUAUUAAAAUUACGUAACUGUUGUGGAAUCUUGAAGUGUAUAAAGAAUGGCUUGAGUGUGAUCACUCCAUUACCGUCAUGUGUGACGAAGGAAUGUUUGUUUAGGCUCUAAUAUUGUGCUCCGACCUUACGGAAAGUGCGCGUUCGUCUCGUGGACUGGGCCAGAUCAUGACACUAUCCGAAACAAAACAAAUUUCGCAUUGAUCACUGUCUACUUGUUAUCAUUUGGGACACUUUUACAUUGUCAAAAUGUCUUCGGGAACGUUUGUGGACAGGAUUGAUCCUUUCGCCAAAAGAUCGUUGAAGAAAAAGACCAAAAAAUCUCAGGGAUCGUCUCGGUACCGCAAUACGCAGGAUGUGGAGUUGCAAGCCCUGCCACUGCUAAAAGAUGUUCCCAGCAGCGAGCAAGAGGAACUGUUUAUUCGAAAGCUCAGACAAUGCUGUGUGGCUUUUGACUUCAUGGAUCCUGUUGCUGACCUGAAAGGCAAGGAGAUCAAACGGGCCACUCUCAACGAGCUGGUUGAGUACAUCACUGGUGGUCGCGGUGUGCUCACUGAGCCUGUCUACCCAGAGAUUAUAAAAAUGAUAUCGGCCAACUUAUUCCGCACUUUACCGCCAAGCGAAAAUCCUGAUUUUGACCCUGAGGAGGAUGACCCGACUUUGGAGGCGUCCUGGCCUCACCUUCAACUAGUCUACGAGUUCUUCCUGCGCUUCCUUGAGUCAACUGAUUUUCAACCCACUAUUGGCAAAAAAGUCAUUGACCAAAAAUUUGUACUGCAGCUUUUAGAUUUGUUCGAUUCAGAAGACCCGCGUGAGCGAGAUUUUCUGAAAACGGUGCUCCAUCGCAUCUAUGGCAAGUUCUUGGGCUUGCGAGCAUUCAUACGAAAACAAAUCAACAAUAUAUUUUUGCGAUUUGUCUACGAAACUGAACAUUUUAACGGUGUGGGAGAACUGCUAGAAAUAUUGGGAAGUAUAAUAAACGGUUUCGCCCUGCCCCUGAAGAGCGAGCACAAACAGUUCCUGGUGAAGGUGUUACUGCCGUUGCACAAGGUGAAGUGUCUGUCGCUGUACCACGCGCAGCUCGCCUACUGCGUCGUGCAGUUCCUGGAGAAGGACGCCACGCUCACCGAGCCCGUGGUGCGAGGGCUGCUGAAGUUUUGGCCGAAAACGUGUUCACAGAAAGAGGUGAUGUUUUUGGGUGAAAUUGAGGAAAUACUGGACGUGAUUGAGCCUGCACAAUUUGCAAAAAUACAAGAGCCCUUGUUCAGACAAAUAGCGAAAUGUGUGUCCAGUCCCCAUUUUCAGGUUGCUGAAAGGGCAUUAUAUUUUUGGAAUAAUGAAUACAUUAUGUCUUUAAUGGAAGAGAAUAACCAUGUUAUUAUGCCAAUAAUGUUUCCUGCUUUAUAUCGAAUUAGUAAGGAGCACUGGAAUCAGACUAUUGUUGCGCUUGUCUAUAAUGUGCUUAAGACCUUUAUGGAGAUGAAUUCAAAACUCUUUGACGAACUAACUGCUAGCUACAAAGCAGAACGGCAGAAAGAGAAGAAGCGAGAGAAGGAGCGCGACGAAUUGUGGAAGCGGCUGGGCGAGCUGGAGAUCGGCCACAAGCGGCAGGCCGCCGCCCCGCUCGCCCCGCUCGCCAAGUGAUGUCCCCGACCACGAUAUCCUCCAUCCACAUCCUAGAAUAAUGCGAUCGUUCUCACUUCAGUUAUGUAUUCAUAUUUUGCAAUUCGAUUACAUUUUUGUUAAUGAUGUUAUUCAUUUUUUAUACCUCAGAAGAUUCAUUCGCUCGGGUAUUAAAUUGAUAUAUCUUUAAAUUCGGUUCGCUCCCGAAGGCCGCGGCUGCACUCGUGUUCGGUGUGUCUCUAAAAAUUAUUGUAGUGCAAUUUUAAGUGUCCAACCCCUGAAUGCACUGUCUUACAUUACUUUACGACUAUUUCAAUCUACAUAGGGUACUAGUUUAAUUUAGGAUUUUUUAAAUAUUGUUAAAUUGUUUAAAUAAGUUUAAAGUUAUAUGUAUUAUUAUUGAUGCAUGGACGUAUGAUGUAUUGCAUUUGGAUCACUGGUAUAUUGCAUUAAUUGGGCACCCAGAUUUUGACAGAAUAUGAUUGUACAAAAAAGAAUAAUAAAAUGAAAAAUAUACUUUGUUUAGUAUACGGGCCCCGAUGCGGAUGACCCGGCCAAAGGUACGGCGGCAGAACGCAUUGCCCGCACGCGGCCGCCAUUCGCAACGAGGCCACUCGUAGAUUGUUGUAUAAAAUUAUUGUUUAAUAAUUAGAUGCUGGAUUCAAAAAAUGUAAUUUGUCUUACCACCAUUUUGUAUAGUUACAUAGUGUAAAUAGGCAUUUAUUUAUUAUAAAUUUAUAGCAGUGUGAUUUUUAUACAUAGCUGCGGGAAUGGGACACCGCAAUUGGUCAAAAACAGUCAGAGCGAACUGGUGACAUCAUGUAUCAGGCAUACAACUCGAAAAAGAAUAUGAUUUGGAGCAUAUUGGAGUAGAUCAGUGCUAACAAGUAGAUAUGAUAAUUUUUAAGAGAAUAGUCAUUAAUUUGUAUGAUAUUACUGUAGUAAUUAAUUUUUUCUAUCAUCCACUGUAGAGCUGUGUGGGCUGCGCAGGCGCGAGUAGUGGCGAGUAGUGGCGAGUAGUCGCGAGCAGUCGCGAGUAAUGUGAGUGAGAGUGAGCGCGUGGUCUCCGCGCUCGUGCUCUGCUCCGUGCGAGCUGCCCGCCGCGCCCGCGCUCUGUAUAUACUGUAUACUGUAUACCGAGUAUGAGUAACGAUGCCACUCGAACUAGCGCCAUGGCGCUCUAUGGCGUGUGUACGUAUGUACACUAUGGAGAUGUUCGUUAUUAAACAUGUAUUAAUAUUGCAAGGAGUAUAAUAUGUUUCAUAAAUAUAAAUUACUAUUAUAGAACGCAGUACAGUAUAAAAUAAAUAUUGUAACUCGCAUGAAUUGAAUUCUUUAAGUAAAGUAUGUUUAAGCGUAGGCGCCCCGCGGUGACUGUAGCAAGCGCCGGCCUCGCUCGCCUGUGGUCUCCGACUCUGUUCUCCACAGCUGAUGUUCCCUUGUGAUUACUCAGUUGCGCAAACUGCAUUGAAAAUACACACGAGAUUUUCACACUA
This is a messenger RNA of Manduca sexta (tobacco hornworm), 3665 nucleotides long. RefSeq names its product serine/threonine-protein phosphatase 2A 56 kDa regulatory subunit epsilon isoform (gene wdb). The record is from RefSeq and is a predicted model, not a curated record. The transcript is spliced from 8 exons. Gene Ontology annotation, cellular component: cytosol; protein phosphatase type 2A complex; nucleus. Gene Ontology annotation, biological process: protein dephosphorylation; signal transduction. Bases 796 to 2190 code for a protein of 464 amino acids. Gene Ontology annotation, molecular function: protein phosphatase activator activity. Lineage: Eukaryota; Metazoa; Arthropoda; Insecta; Lepidoptera; Sphingidae.